GUUGGCGGAACGGAAGAAGAAUGAAGGGAACGACCUGUACAAGAACAAGGACUACAGAGAAGCCCUCAAGCUCUACACCCAGGCCAUUGACCUGUGUCCAGAUUGUGCGGCUUACUUUAGCAAUCGGUCAGCAUGUUACAUGAUGCUUGGCAAGUAUUAUGAAGCUCUCAAUGAUGCCAGAGAAGCUGUGCGUUUAGACACAUCCUUUGUAAAGGGCUACCUUCGUGUUGCAAAGUGUAAUAUAGCCCUUGGUGAUGCCACUGCAGCACUCUCAGUCCUGCGACAAGCAAACGAACUAGAACCCAACAAUAAGGCCCUACGAGAAGAGACAAGUAAAGCCCAGAGCCUCGUUCGAUGCCAAGAAGAAGUGGUCAAGGCAACAGCCAAGGCUGACUACAGAACAGCCAUAUUCCACUUGGAUCGAGCGUUAGAUCUGGCUGUUGGAUGCCGAAACUUGAAAAUUACGAAAGCAGAAUAUCUUGUGUUCUUGCAACGCUAUGCUGAUGCACAGGAAAUGGUCAAUGAGAUUCUACAGUAUGAGAGUGGAAAUGCAGAUGCGAUAUAUGUGAGAGGGAUGUGCCUGUACUACCAGGAUAAUCCCGAAGCUGCCUUCAAUCAUUUCCAACAUGUUUUACGCCUAGCUCCUGAUCACCAGAAGGCUCGUGAUGUUUAUAAGAAAGCAAAGCUAUUGAAACAGAAGAAAGAAGAGGGCAAUGAUGCAUUCAAAAAGGGCAACUUCCUGGAGGCCUUUAAUUUAUAUACCGAGGCUCUCGCCAUUGAUCCUCUCAAUAAACAUACCAAUGCCAAGCUGUACUUUAACCGGGCUACAGUGGGUUCCAAGAUAAAUAAACUUGAGCAAGCCACAGAAGACUGCACUGCAGCUAUUAACCUUGAUGAGGGCUAUGUGAAAGCAUAUCUUCGGCGAGCAAAAUGUUAUCAAUUGUUAGAAAAACAUGAAGAAGCUGUCAGAGAUUAUGAAAAAGUUACACGUCUAGAUCGUAAUCAGGGUAAGUAUAUUAAUAACUUGGCAGGUAUUACACUCUAUUGCUGUUCCUUACACUUUUUAGUGUAUGGGGCAGGAGUUUUGUGCACUUGGAAUGUCCCCGAACACUUCUCUGGAGUGUUCGGGAACAUGUCUUCAGAGGACUGUCACCUCACCACCACAAGUGAGUUGAUGGCAUUAGUGCAUCAUCCAGGUGAGAGAAAGAUGGCAUUAGUGCAUCAUCCAGGUGAGAGAAAGAUGGCAUUAGUGCAUCAUCCAGGUGAGAGAAAGAUGGCAUUAGUGCAUCAUCCAGAUCGCCAUGCUAAUGCCAGUGAUAAGGAUAAACAUGAACAUGAAAUCAAAUUCAAGGAGAUAGGAGAAGCAUACUCAGUUUUGACCGAUGCCAAAAAGCGGGCUAUGUAUGACAGAGGACAAGACAUCAACGAUCCUGAAGGAGGCUUUGGACAUGAUGACAUUGAUCCCAACCAAAUAUUCCAAGCCUUCUUUGGUGGAGGGCAUGGAGGGUACAGCUUUGGUGGCCAUAAUGCAGGCUUCCAGCAAGCUGGCUUUCCAGGAAAUGGCUUUGGAGGUGGUGGAUUCCCUGGUGGAUUCCACUUCCAGUUCGGCUAAAAACAAAAUGGCAAAUCUUUCAAGACACUGUCUGGAUAGUGGUAACGUGGAGCUAAGAAUAAAGUUGUGGUGUUUGAAAAUGGAAAAAAUUGUGCGGUGUUGUAAAUUUAAAUAUGAAAACUAUCAAAUUAUUGCCCAAAUAUAUUUCCUUUGGAUAUUGCUAGAAUAAAGUGUUAUCCUCUUAAAAAAAUAAUAUAUAUAUAUAUAUAUAUAUAUAUAUAUAUAUAUAUAUAUAUAUAUAUAUAUAUAUAUAUAUAUAUAUAUAUAUAUAUAUAUAUAUAUAUAUAUAUAUAUAUUUAAAGUAAAUAAUAUAAUGUAUAAAGAGGAUGGACUAAGCUACUUUGAUAUGUAGAUUAUUAUACUAUCAUUUAUUAAGAGGAAAUUUAAUUACUAAAAUCCAAUUUUUUCUACAAAGUAGUAGUAUUUUUGUCUUUUGAAAGUUAUUUAAGAUGAACAUGCUAUUCAUAUUUUAGUUCCUAUUCCUGGUACAUUAUAAAACUUACUAAGAAGCUUUUACGUCAUUCUUAAAAUUGGGUAAAAUGGUUAAGGCACCAAGUGAUUUAAUCUGAAUAUUUGUAAUUUAUUAAGAUAUUGGAAUUAGUUUUGUAAUAUAUGGUCAUUCUAUUUUUUUUAAUUCAUUGUACUGCAUUAUCACCAUAUUAAAAAUACUCAUGUGUAUGUAUGUGUGUGUAUGUAAAUAUGUAUAUACUGUAUAUGUAUAUAUAUAUAUAUAUAUAUAUAUAUAUAUAUAUAUAAUAUAUGCAUUCAUAUAUACACAUAUAUUUCCAUCUCCAUUUGUAAGAGCCAUUCUUUGCCUCUUGGGCACAAGUUUAACCCUCCUGGAGGUUGCUGAUUGAUAUUUUUAUUUUAUUUUUUAUUUUCUUCCUUACCCCAAGUUUCACCAAAAAUAUUUUUGUCCAUGUCACUUUCUUACAGAACAUUAUGAUUAAUAACCACGUGUCUUGUAGUUAAAUUUGAUUUUUAACUAGAAAAAUGCAAGAUUUAUUUAAUGUCAAUGUUAUUGACCACAUGUUGGUUGAAUUGGCUAUUCUAGAUUACUUAUUUGCCUCGCAGAUGUGCAGUUCAUCAAACAAGUGACAUUUCUGAAUAGGCAAAUUGUAUUGCGGUGUUGCUGUGGCCAUGGUUCGGCACUCGCGCUGCUGCUUUCAAGUAAUUGAGACCUGUCAUACUUAUUUCUGUAUAUUUCAGCCUAUAAUGUAAAUUGCCUCAUUUGUCCAUUAAUAAAUUUUUGCCAGUUUAGUGAGAAAUACAUUUAAUACAGGACUAUAGGGAGCAAACAAUUGUAUAUCCAACAGAUCCCCAGCAUGCAGCAGUUUGAGUACUAGUGACAUAUGCUUGUUGGAUACACACUAUGACUGACUUCCUAGAUUCUACAUUUUUUUUUAAUGCAAGGUUGAACUUGAGUAACUUUUUUAUAUAUGCUUAAUUUUAUAUAUCAUAAAAUUUUUGUAUGUGUUGAAAAUGACUAGAUUUACUUCAACCUUGAUAACUUACAAAAUUUUGUGAUGGUUCACAUGUUUACAGUCUCAUAUAUGUUAAAACGGCAAUAAAUGUUAUAGCAAUAUACUGAAUUGUCCGUCAUAAUAUUUAAGUGCAAAAGAAGAGUAAAUUAUGAUUUUCGUAUUUUUUUCUUUUUAUUACAGUGUGACAUUUGACAUCAGUAAAUAUAAUCAGCAGUGUAUAUUAUACACCGGGAAACUUGUGUGUGCAUUACAUUAUAUUGAAAAUAAAGAUCGAAGUAUA
Procambarus clarkii (red swamp crayfish) is the source of this 3376-nucleotide messenger RNA. The record is from RefSeq and is a predicted model, not a curated record. NCBI's taxonomy places the organism in Eukaryota, Metazoa, Arthropoda, Malacostraca, Decapoda, Cambaridae.